UAUAAUUUAUAUUUUAAUUUAAUAAUGUCAAAGCUAUAAUCUUAGCAACCACGUGCACCUCCAAAUUCACCACAAAUAUCAGUGAUGGUGUUUCUUCUUCUCUCCUAAAACCCCACGCGGUUACGCAUCGGAAGCGCAAGAAGUGUAUCGCUCAACCGCGCGAGGAGGAGCGGGAGGAGCAGCGCCAGCCUCCUUUCCCCUUUCCAAUUAACGAGGAAACCCAAACGAAGAUGCGAAGCCUAAAAGCCCUAGCGUUGGCUAGGCGGUCCCAACCCGCCUUGCGCCUUCUCUCCAACCCCCGUACCCUCUCCACCCAACCCAGCGCCGCCCAAGAUGACCCUCUCCACAACGAAGUACUCGUGGAGGGCAAGGCGAGCGCAAGGGCAGCGAUCCUUAACAGGCCAUCUUCUCUGAAUGCUCUCACGACGAACAUGGCGCGUCGGUUGAAGAAGCUGUAUGAGUCGUGGGAAGAUAAUCCUGAUAUCGGGUUUGUCAUAAUGAAGGGCAGUGGCAGAGCAUUCUGUGCCGGGGGAGAUGUUGUCACCCUGUACCGAUUGCUCAAUGAAGGGAAGGUUGAAGAUUGCAAGGAUUUUUUCAGGAAUCUAUAUAUGUUCAUUUACAUUUUAGGCACAUAUUUGAAGCCUCAUGUUGCCAUUUUAGAUGGUGUUACCAUGGGGGGUGGAGCAGGAGUUUCAGUUCCUGGGGCAUUUCGUAUUGCAACUGAUAAGACUAUCUUCGCCACUCCCGAAACUCAAAUUGGCUUUCAUCCUGAUGCUGGGGCUUCCUUUUACCUGUCACAUCUAACUGGUCAUGUAGGGGAAUAUCUGGCUCUAACUGGUGAAAGGCUCAAUGGGAUAGACAUGCUUGCAGUUGGCCUUGCUACUCAUUAUUCAAUGAGUGCUAGGCUUAAUUGGAUUGAUGAGAGGCUUGCUAAGUUGGUUACUGAUGAUCCUUCUGUCAUAGACUCUUCUCUUGCACAAUAUGGUGAUAUCGUGUAUCCAGAUAAAAAGAGCAUUUUUCACAGGCUAGAGGUCAUCGAUAAAUGUUUUGGCCGUGAUACGGUUGAGGAAAUUGUGGAUGCUUUGGAAAGUGAGGCAGCUAGAUUAAAUCAGGAUUGGUGUACAUCUGCACUUAAGAAACUCAAAGAAGCUUCUCCUUUGAGUUUAAAAGUUACCCUGAGAUCUAUACGGGAAGGUAGAUUUCAGACUCUGGAUGAAUGCCUUGUUCGUGAAUAUCGUAUGUCUCUUCAUGGUAUCUCGAAACAGUUUUCUCAUGAAUUCUGUGAGGGUGUUCGAGCACAAUUAGUUGAUAAAGACUUGGCUCCAAAGUGGGAUCCUCCGACUCUGGAACAAGUUCCACAUGACAUGGUUGACUACUACUUCUCACCUCUUGGUGAGUUCGAGCCUGAACUAAAGCUACCCACCCAUCUGCGAGAAGCUUUUAUCUAAUUGUAGGUGGUGGACGUUGGCUCGUCAUACAUCUCCUUGCGGAGUUGGGAGCAGAUAAUUUUUUUUUCAGUGUCAGUUCAGAAAAUGUUGUAUUAUAACCACACUGCUGUGCUGAUGACAAUCUUGAUCCUUAAGAUAUAGUUGGCAUCAGAGCAUUAUCAUUAUUAGAUUUCAGCAUGUGCAGAGGCAUGGUUUACACAAGGGGCAUUUGAUGGCUGCCUGUGAUCCCAUCAAUUAAGAUCUUUUUGCAGUAGAUUUGAUAAUUACAAUCCAAUUUUAGUUUCUACCUCUUUUAUGGUCAUUUAUUAGGGAGGAGUGUAUGUUGGGCCUGUCUCUAAUGCUUUGUAUUGGGAUAUAUUGAUGCAUGGCCCAAGGGAUGGGUCUCAUCACCUUGUAGGCAGAGGCUCUAAGGAAUUUGCUCAUAAUAUUGUUAAUUUUUCUGCAUGAAUUUCCAAGCA
Messenger RNA from Elaeis guineensis (African oil palm), 1906 nucleotides. RefSeq names its product small ribosomal subunit protein mS47. Gene Ontology annotation, biological process: L-valine catabolic process. NCBI's taxonomy places the organism in Eukaryota, Viridiplantae, Streptophyta, Magnoliopsida, Arecales, Arecaceae. Gene Ontology annotation, molecular function: 3-hydroxyisobutyryl-CoA hydrolase activity. The record is from RefSeq and is a predicted model, not a curated record.